UGGGGCUCCCGCGAGCAACAACUUUCUCAGAUUGACACAGAAUGGAGAGAAGCUGACGCACCGUUAUUUACCGGACCGUUAACUUUUCCUCUUCGGAGCCUCUCCUCAUGCCAUCACAACACACACCCUGCGCGACACCAGGAGAAAACAAGUGAAGACGGAGUUUCUGUAACAGUUUGAAGAGCUGAAAGUUCCCUCCUUAUUGUUUUAUCUGCUUUUUUUGGACACUUUUUACUGCGUUUUUACGCACGAUGCGCAAAGGGAUGGAUCCUAUCCGGAGACUUAAAAUGGGAGUGCAUCAUGUUUUUUACAUCUUUAUUUCUUUUUCGCUUGCUUAUUCUUACAAUAUAGACUUAGAACAUCCUUUAGUCUUCCGCGGACCAGAUUCUAGUUUUUUUGGCUACUCUGUGCUGGAGCAUUAUCAUGACAACACACGCUGGCUUAUAGUAGGAGCUCCGAGGGCAAACUCUACCUACAGUAGCUCUGUGCACUCUCCUGGAGCUGUGUAUAAGUGUCGGAUUCACAGCAACCCAGAGCGCCGCUGCACAGAGAUGGACCUGGGAAGAGGAAACCGGCUGAGGGAGUCGUGUGGGAAGACGUGUCAGGGCGACCGGGACGACGAGUGGAUGGGGGUCAGCCUGGCCCGUCAGAACAAAGCUGACGGCAAAAUCCUGGCUUGUGCUCACCGCUGGAAAAACAUCUACUACGACUCGGAACACAUCCUCCCUCAUGGAUACUGCUCCAUCAUCCCCUCCACUCUGCAGGGCAGGACCAAGCCGCUCAUCCCGUGUUAUGAAGACUACAAGCAGAAGUACGGGGAAGAGCACGGCUCGUGCCAAGCCGGGAUUGCGGGAGUUUUUACCGAGGAGCUGGUUGUGAUGGGGGCGCCGGGGUCGUACUACUGGACCGGGACCAUCAAGGUGUACAACCUGACUUCUGAGUCCUUCUCCAGCCCGAACAAAGACGACAUCGACUCCCACAGAUACAGCUACCUGGGCUACGCGGUGACCGCCGGACACUUCUCCUCCCCUAACGUAAUCGACAUCGCUGCAGGGGCGCCUCAGCACAGCGGCAGUGGAAAAGUUUACAUUUUCAAAAUCGAUGGUGCGUCUUUAGUGAAGAGUUUUCAAGCCUCUGGGAGAAUGAUGGGCUCUUACUUUGGCUCCUCAUUGUGUGCAGUUGAUCUGAACCAGGACGGCCUGUCGGACCUGCUGGUGGGGGCUCCCAUGCACAGCCAGCUCCGGGACGAGGGCCAGGUGUCUGUGUACCUCAGCAAGGGCAAUGGUGUGAUGGAGGAGGCCGGUGUUUUGAGUGGCGACAACGCUUUCAAUGCACACUUUGGAGAAUGCAUCACCGCAAUCGGAGACGUAGAUGACGAUGGAUAUCAGGAUGUAGCAAUCGGAGCCCCUAAAGAGGACGACUACGCAGGAGCUGUUUAUAUCUACCACGGCGAUGAAACGGGAAUCAUCAGCAAAUACUCCAUGAAACUGUCUGGACGCAGCGUUAGCCCUGGUCUGCAGAUGUUUGGCCAGUCGAUCUCAGGCGAUGUGGACAUGGACAGCAACGGAUACACAGAUGUCACCAUUGGAGCGUUCAUGUCAGACAGUGUUGUGCUGCUGAGGACCCGGCCUGUCAUUACGGUGGAUGUCUCCAUCUUCCUGCCGGUCUCCAUCAACAUCACUGUGCCGCAGUGCCACGAGGGCCAGCACCACCAAAACUGCUUCAAUGUCACCGUCUGCAUGCGCUUCAGGGGGAAACAGCUGCCCGGGCAGAUAGAUCUGCUUUAUAACCUGACGGCUGAUGUGGAUAAGCGGCAGAAGAGCCAGCCUUCCCGGGUCUACUUCACCCAGAGCGGCUCUCAGAUCAGCCAGAUGAGCCAGCAGCUCAGCCUGGAGAUCGACAGGGAGGAGUGCCAGCGCUUCACCGCCUACGUGAAGAAAGACGUUAAAGAGGUAUUCACGCCCAUCACGUUCGAGGUGGCGUACAGCCUGGGGAAGCACGUUGUGACGGGGCAUCAGGAGCGAGAUCUGCCUGCACUUACACCGGUGCUACGAUGGAGGAAAGGAAACAAGGUCGCCGUGAGGAAUGAGACGUGGUUUGAGAAGAACUGCCUGUCAGACGACUGCGCCGCAGACCUGAGGCUUCAUGGGAAACUGCUGCUCUCUGGCCUGCACAGCGGUCACCAUUUGGCCCUGGGAGGAGUGAAAAAUGUCUCUCUGAAUCUGACCAUCUCCAACACGGGAGACGACGCCUACGACACCAACAUCUACUUCAACUUCUCCAGAGAAGUUUUCUACAUCAACUUCUGGCAGCGG
Molecule: messenger RNA, 2315 nt
Organism: Labrus bergylta (ballan wrasse)
Lineage: Eukaryota; Metazoa; Chordata; Actinopteri; Labriformes; Labridae
Source: RefSeq, a predicted model, not a curated record